GAGAAGCGCGAGGCGAUGGCGUCGGAGCCGCACAGAAACCGUGAGGCGCUGGCAGAAGUGGAGUCCCAACUGCGCGACCGCGCAUCCCGCGUGGCUGCCAUGAAGAAAGCGGUGGACGCGCUGCGCGCCGAUGAGAAUGAGGCUGUUCGUGCCCGUAAUCCUUAUUUGGAAACGAACGAAGUGAGGUCGAUGCCUCUUCGACUCCUUGGGUUGGAAGACGAUCAUCGUGCAAAGUUGUUGAGACGACGUCGUCAGCGUUUGUUGACCUCUGAAGGUAGGACAUCAGUAGAGGAGGUUGACCUUCAGUUGAGGGAAAAUUGCCUUAAUUUGGCUCGAAAGGUUUGUUCUGAUGAAGAUGAACUCCGUAAGGAAUUUGGAGUUGCAGGAUAUCUGCAACCUAUGAGUGGAAGCUUUUUGUACGAACUUAAUGUUACCGAGGACGAUAGAGUGGCGUUGCUUGCGGAGAGAGCGGAACAACUUUUGCAAGCAGAUGGUGAAGACUGUCUGAAAGAUGUAACUGCUGUUCGAGCAGAUAUUCAAGCCAGGGUUAAUUGUCUUAUGGAAUGUUUUCUCUCUGCGGAACGGCAAUUUGCUGAAGAGUUGAGUGAAUUACGGGCUGAGUUUCCUAUGUGUUCUCGGGAUAUUAAUCCUGCUGUUCGAAGUGAUGAUUUGUUUCUUGUUCUUCAGCAAGCUAGAGAGGAAGCCCUGUCUAUUGAUUGUGUAAACGUCGACACAGUGUCCACAAUAGAGAAAGAACAAUUUGCCCGUUCUGUUGCACUGGUAAGUGAUGAACGAUGUGUUCUUACGGCACUAGAAAAAUACUGUAGAGCGGAGCGAGAGUUACGAAGGGCGCGAAUGUCUAGGAAGACAGGGCCGUACGUCGAGCAGUUAUCACAGGAAAAAGAUGUUACGCAGUACAAGCACCGCCUAUGGCGUUCUAGGUUGAAUCGCAGACGUGUGCCUGCAAUGUUGCUUUUUGGUGUUCUUGACGAUGAGGACGUAUCUACCGCGGAUGAAGAACUAUGUAUAUCUGCAAAGGGGGUCAAUACUCUCACUGCAGAAAACUCGUAUUACCUGUACUUACAGAACUGUAAAAAACAAAAGGAAUUGGAGAAGAGUGUACCCGCCGUUCGGUGCAUUAAUGAGAUGAUAAAGAUUCGUUUAAAACAACUAGUUUCGGAUGCAGCCCAAGCGCAGCGUGCUGAAAGACGUGUUAGCGAUUCCCUACACCAUAAAUAUCCGUUCAUUCGCACUUCCUUGGAAACUAUUUCACAGCUUCAUCUUAAUAUUGAGCAAGACGCUUUAUUUAUGCAGCUCAUUAAGGAAAGACAGAAACUACAGGAACCACCGAAAGAGUUACUUGAACGGUAUCCUUUUCUCUCAGCAACAAUAAAUGGUGUUCCCAUAACACAACUUGGACUUGAAGAAGAUCCGGUGUUUAUGAAACUUGCAGCAGAACGCGAAGACUUAAUAGGACCGUUGAGAAAAACAAUGCGUUUAGUAAAACUAAAGGAAGAGGAAAUACGUGAACACUGUAAUCUACUCAUAUCUAAGGCGGUUGAGGAAGAAGCGGAGUUGCACAGAAAAUGGCCGUACCUGGACCAUCUUCCCGUUGAUGUCCCACUGCGUGAACUGCACCUGGAGAGCUAUCCCGAGUUCACGGCGUUGCUGGCGAGGCACGCGGCAGUGUGCAGCGAACCUGAACGUGCCGGUGGUGCGGAGGCGAAACGGCUGGAGAAGGCGAUGCAUGAUCUUGCUGGCAAGAUAGCCGAGGAUGUGGCGGAGGCGCGCCAUCGAGGGCUUGUGGAGGCGGAGAACCUGCACGAGAAGUACCCGUUCAUUCCGGAGGAGCCGGCGCCAGGUGUUGCGCUUGUGGAGGUGGGUGUGCAUGAAGACCCCACGUUCUGCACACUGGCGAACGAGCUGGAGGACCUGCGGACCGAUCCGGUAAAGAACGCGGAGAGGAUAGCUGCUAUGGAGAAUGCGGUGUGCGCGCGUGCGCUGGAGCUUGCAGCCAUGAAACUGCACGCGACAGAGGAGGAGUGCCACAAGUACCCGUUCCUCUCGAAGCGUGUGGACGGCGUGUUGCUGAGCGAUCUGCACCUUGCGGAUGACACAGUGUUCCAGGAACUGGUGGAGAAGCGCGAGGCGAUGGCGUCGGAGCCGCACAGAAACCGUGAGGCGCUGGCAGAAGUGGAGUCCCAACUGCGCGACCGCGCAUCCCGCGUGGCUGCCAUGAAGAAAGCGGUGGACGCGCUGCGCGCCGAUGAGGACGAGGCUGUUCGUGCCCGUAAUCCUUAUUUGGAAACGAACGAGGUGAGGACAGUGCCGUUGCGCUUUCUAUCUUUCAUGGGUGAUGCUAAAUUUAGGGAGUACUACAGGAAAAGGGUAGUCGCAUUAUCUGGUGAGACAAUAGAUUGGGAGAUUGUUCGUAUAUAUGAUGAUCUUCUUCAGGAGCGAGUGCAUGAUAUUGCUUCGAAUGAACUAAUGAGGUGUGAGAAAGUUUGUAAUUCUUUUCAGCAACGUGGUUUGUCGGGUAAUGCUAUUGGUACCUUGUUGGGUUGCUUGUAUUGGAACUCGAAUGAGAUUGUGGAAGAAAUACUGCAGAGUAAUGCAUCUGGAAUUAAUCUUAAGAGUCAGGUAAAUCGACAAGGUGUAGCACUCGCCGAAGUUGAGCGAAGUAUCGCGGUAGAAGUCGAUUCAUUACGUUUAUCGUAUCCCAUGUGUAUUAGAGAUAUAAAUCAUGCUGUAAGUUUUGAUGAAAAUUUUCAAAUUCUUGAGACAGAUCGGCAAGCAUUGUUGAAUAAAUUUCUAAAUGUGAAACCGAUUGAGUCGGUUGAAAAAGAUGAAAGGAAACGUAGUAUUGAAUUACUGGACGAUGAUCGUUGUGUUGUGAUAGCUGCUGAAGCCUGCCAAACAUCCAAGAAUAAGCGUUUAGAAGAUUUGAGUAAAGAUGAGUUGAUCGCACGGUGGCGUCAUUCUUUAUUAUCACAGCGCUCCAGGCGUCGUGUUGUGACGUUUAUUGAUAUUGCAGAGGAAGAGGUAGGACGUGAACGGCGACGUUUGCCUGCGUUUCAAAGGAAAAAGAAACGAACUUCUUCUAAUAGCUAUUCUAAUCUUUCUUUUAGAGAGGUUCCAGACAAUGUUUACAUGGAGAUCAAGGAAAAGAAUGUUGAUCUUGGAUCUUCGAUGAAUAGCAAUCGUACCAGUCGAAUCUUUAGUGAAGGCACAUCCCGGUGUGAUUACCCUGGAAAUGUUGAAUUAGACGAGAACACACCAGAAUCCCCCAAUAAAAUGAGGCGUACUUUGUUACUUCGUCGUUUGCGUGCUCAUCGACCUUCUGCUGGAUUAUCAGUGGAUGCUAUUCCAGAUCUUAUUGCCUAUCAAAUCGCAGAGGAUGGUACAAUAUCACAGAUAGGUGGUGAAAGUGGUACUUCACUUCUCCCUAUAACACAAGUAGAUUCUAGUUGUUUGCAAUCCGGUGAUGGAACUUCUGUUUUACCUGCGUCACCUUUAGGAUUAUUGGAUGAUGUAUCUCCUUUACGUCCAGGUGUAUCAUCUAAUAAGGAUGAAAAGAGGAAGAGUUUAUUGCCAAAGAAGAAAUCAAAGGUACGACACGGUAAAGGUAGUAGUAUUUCUCAGUGUAAUAUGAGUGAAAUUCCUUAUAUACAGGCUGGGGAAGUAGUAGAACGGGGUACGGAAAGUCUUGAUCAUCAUAGUAAAGAUUCUCGAGGAAGGACAGAAUUGCAAAAACAACAACAACAAGAAAAAAUGUUAAGACGUUUAUCUGGAUCUAGUCGAACCCAAAGGAAGCAUCGUAAAAGUGCGAAUACCUCACUUACUAUGUCAGCUGUUCCUGAUCUUGAAGGUAUGUAUGUAAAGGAUGAAGAAGCUGAAUCUCCACCGAAACGGCGACAAGAGAGAGGUGUACAAAAAGCUCCAGAAAUAAAAACAAAAACUAGACGUAUGGGAACAGCACGAGAAAAAGAAAAUCUAACUGCCUUAACAGAAGAACCUGAAAUAUCCUUUGAACCUGUGCAAGAGCAGCCAAAGGAUGAUCAAACGAAAUCACCUAUGAGUGCUGUGUUUGCACGUAAUAUGAUGAAUGAUGCACGACAUCAUGACUUGAGUAUAUCAGCCUUGCCCCACCCAUUAGUACCAGUACCACCAUCGGUUCUUACUCCAGUUGAAAAAAAAACAACAACAACAACAACAACAACAACAGGGACAAUGCCAUCCACUACUGCAGAAGAAAGUUUGGCAAUGGGUGCAACACGACAACGUCCAGCAAAACGUCCAAGUGGAAAGAAACGACGUGUGAAGUCAAAUGAGAGGAGGGGAACUUUGACGAUAUCACAGUUAGAGGAUCUUGGAGCAGGUGAAAUACAUGAUACAAUGGAGUCUGAACUUUCCAAUGCUAGACGAGUUAAUUCAUUAUCAUCACCAGGUGAUAGUAGUCCUGAUAAAUUACGUUCUUCUCGUCGUUUACGUGGAUUUUCACGACCACAUGAAUUAAUAUCUCAGGUGGAGGAUAAUGAAGUUUCUUGUAUUCAAGAUGAUGUGGAUACCAAACCUACUACAAUCGUAAAUAGACGCCGUUGUUCUUUUAGUACUUCAUCUAUUAUUCCUCUUGAUCGUCGUGAAGAGAGAGAAUUAGAGCGGGAACGACGAUUUAUAUCUCAAAUUUUAAGUAAAGCCCGACCUCAUAUGUCACGAAAUACAACAGAGGAAGAAAUAGAAAGUGAUCCAGCGGCGAUGGCAUUGAUAUUUAAACAUGAAGAUUUGUCGCAGAUAUAUACAAUGCGCCGAGUUCCCAUUGCUACUGCAUAUAUGAAGGAAAUAGAAGAUGCCAUUAUUCAACGUAUUAUUGAUUUAUCAAGAGAAGCCAUUUUACCAGGAGCUUCACUUCGUGGAAGAGGUUUACGUCAAGCACGUCGACAAGAACUUGCUAAACGUGCAGCAGCAACAGCAUCCUCAUCAUCAAAGGUAGACACUACGAACAAUAAUAAUAAUAAUAAUAACAAGAGUUAUAAUGAGAGUGAUAAACCUAUGUUUGAUGUAAAUAACCCACUUUGUGUACCACAACCAUGGGCACAUAUCUCUGAUGAGGAAUUAGGGCAGAAUGAAGAAUUACAUAAUCUUUUAGAUGCCCGAAAUAGAGGACGUGGAAAAGAGGUUGAACCCUUUUUACGUGAAUGGGCAAAAAAGAAAGAAAAGGAGAAUGAAGAAAUAUUUAAUGAAUACCCUUUUCUUCCUCCACUUCCGCAUGGUGUCCCUCUUAGCGAAAUUGGUUUUAUUCAAGAUGAUGAAUUCAAACGAUGUUUAGCAGUAUAUGCAUUAAAUCACGAUGAUGAAAAGAUUAAAAAGGAAAUGUGUGAUAUUGUAAAUUAUAUGGCUAAAGAAAGAGCACAAUUACGUAAUCGUAGUAGAUCUAAACAAGUAUCUUUUGUAAGACGUGUACGAGCUGCUUGUAAUGCGGCUUCUCCUACUGGUCCUGGUCCUAGUGGUGCUUCUUCUCCUUAUGAUGAUGAUGCUGCAGAGAGACCUCGAAGGUUUUCAGCAAAAUAUAGUGAUGGUGCUGAUAAACUCCCUAACUUUAGAGAUGAACAACACUAUAUUCAAUUUGUAACCCAAUGUAAGAGUGAUUCUAUUCGUCUUCUUAAACGUCUUAUGGUUCGAAUGAAGAAGGAACAAACAGCGGAUAUUCCUUUAAGUAUAGAAGAUAUUGAAACUUUCCGUUACUUCUUUGAUGCUGUGGAUGUAGGAAACUUUGGUGUAUUAAAUCGAAAUGACUUUGUAGACUUUGUCAUGUUAACAUUAUGUGAAUCCCUUUCAAUGACUCGACGUGAAGUAGAACAAUUAACAUUUCCAAACACACCAGUGGAUCGACUUCCACGAGUGGUGGAUUUCAGUGAUCUUUCCAAAUUCUAUAAAUCUCUCGCAUUAAGUGAGGUAAAGAAGCAAGACAGCCGUUUUCCUGAGGAAACACCAUGGUCCGUAAAUACCCAACUCACAAAUACACGUCCUGCUCAAGCUUCCAAACAUAUUAUUGGAUCAAACACGGAGGGUCAAAAUAAUAAUAAGAAUAAUACUAAUACUAAUAAUAAUGGUACUAAUAAUACUAAUACUAAUAAUGGUACUAACAAGAGAGGUCAAAGCGUAGAUGCAGCACCCCGUUCCGUUGGGUUCGGUGCUGGUGCGUGGAAUAAAUCCACACCAUUGCCUGAAAUUCCCUCCCAUCUCCGUCGGCACACACAUGCCCCGAACCCUGUAAAUGAACCCAUUCGCCCUCUUCUCCCCCAACGCCCAGCCACUUCAUCCAAACGUGAGGGGAGAAAAGAAGAAAAGAUGAUGUUGUCGCCCCGACACUUACCGCAUGCACUGCCGCCGCUUCCACAGAUCGUGGGCAGUAGUGAUGUGCCUGUACACAGAGAGGCGUGGGUUGGCUCGCGGGGAUCCUCUGAGGAGCAGAAGGAAUCAGGAAAUGGGAACAGUGAGGAAAAGGUAAUCAAACGAGAAGAAGAACAAGGACAAGAAGGAAAUUAUAAAAAUGAGAAACAAUGA
Molecule: messenger RNA, 6564 nt
Organism: Trypanosoma theileri
Lineage: Eukaryota; Euglenozoa; Kinetoplastea; Trypanosomatida; Trypanosomatidae
Exons: 1
Source: RefSeq, a predicted model, not a curated record